AUGACCAACAGGGGACGACAACCAACAGGGGACAACGACCAACAGGACACGACGACCAACAGGGGACAACGACCAACUGGACACGACAAACAACAGGACACGACAACCAACAGGACGACGACCACCAACAGGACGACGACCACCAAAAGGACACGACAACCAACAGGAGACGACGACCAACAGGGGACGACCACCAAAAGGACACGACAACCAACAGGAGACGACGACCAACAGGACACGACGACCAACAGGAGACGACGACCAACAGGAGACGACGACCAACAGGAGACGACGACCAACAGGAGACGACGACCAACAGGGGACAACGACCAACAGGACACGACGACCAACAGGGGACCACGACCAACUGGACACGACAAACAACAGGACACGACAACCAACAGGACGACGACCACCAACAGGACGACGACCACCAAAAGGACACGACAACCAACAGGAGACGACGACCAACAGGGGACGACCACCAAAAGGACACGACAACCAACAGGAGACGACGACCAACAGGACACGACGACCAACAGGAGACGACGACCAACAGGAGACGACGACCAACAGGAGACGACGACCAACAGGAGACGACGACCAACAGGGGACAACGACCAACAGGACACGACGACCAACAGGAGACGACGACCAACAGGGGACAACGACCAACAGGACACGACGACCAACGGGGGACAACGACCAACUGGACACGACAAACAACAGGACACGACAACCAACAGGACGACGACCACCAACAGGACGACGACCACCAAAAGGACACGACAACCAACAGGAGACGACGACCAACAGGGGACGACCACCAAAAGGACACGACAACCAACAGGAGACGACGACCAACAGGACACGACGACCAACAGGAGACGACGACCAACAGGAGACGACGACCAACAGGAGACGACGACCAACAGGGGACAACGACCAACAGGACACGACGACCAACAGGAGACGACGACCAACAGGGGACAACGACCAACAGGACACGACGACCAACAGGGGACAACGACCAACUGGACACGACAAACAACAGGACACGACAACCAACAGGACGACGACCACCAACAGGACGACGACCACCAAAAGGACACGACAACCAACAGGAGACGACGACCAACAGGGGACGACCACCAAAAGGACACGACAACCAACAGGAGACGACGACCAACAGGACACGACGACCAACAGGAGACGACGACCAACAGGAGACGACGACCAACAGGACACGACGACCAACAGGAGACGACGACCAACAGGAGACGACGACCAACAGGAGACGACGACCAACAGGAGACGACGACCAACAGGACAACGACCACCAAGAGGAGACGACAGGGCUAG
Procambarus clarkii (red swamp crayfish) is the source of this 1362-nucleotide messenger RNA. Lineage: Eukaryota; Metazoa; Arthropoda; Malacostraca; Decapoda; Cambaridae. The record is from RefSeq and is a predicted model, not a curated record.